Molecule: messenger RNA, 2281 nt
Organism: Xenopus tropicalis (tropical clawed frog)
Lineage: Eukaryota; Metazoa; Chordata; Amphibia; Anura; Pipidae
Gene: wsb1
Product: WD repeat and SOCS box containing 1
Biological process (GO): protein ubiquitination; intracellular signal transduction
Source: RefSeq, marked provisional
GAAGGAAGCUCUGCUACCGUACAGCGUUCCUCUUUGUAAUUGGAAUUUAGCGCAUAUUUUGAAAUCUCCCAUUAGCCUUAAUUCACGUGAGACCUUCUACCUUUGACGUCUGGUUUCUAUUUAGAUGGCAAGCUUUCCCGACUUUGUAAACGAAAAUGAAAUAGCAAGAUCACGGACCAUUGGGGAACUUAUAACGCCGACUUCUCCAUUUGAACAAAAAUAUGGCCGUGAAAACUGGACAGUGGCGUUUGCUCCAGAUGGUUCCUACUUUGCUUGGUCGCAAGGUCAUCGUAUUGUGAAACUGGUGCCCUGGUCUCGUUGCCUUAAGAAUUUCACUGCAUGCAGCACAAAGAAUGGUGUUAAUCUAACGAAUGGGAGGCUGUCCAGGCAGAACAGUGAUCUUGGUCAGAGAAACAAGCCAAUUGAGCACACUAUAGACUGUGGAGAUAUUGUCUGGAGCCUUGCAUUUGGAUCCUCUGUACCGGAAAAGCAAAGUCGAUGUGUGAAUAUAGAAUGGCACCGCUUCAAGUUUGGUCAAGAUCAGCUUCUCCUUGCAACAGGGUUGAGCAAUGGACGCAUCAAAAUUUGGGAUGUUUACACAGGAAAACUCCUCCUUAAUUUGAUGGAUCAUACUGAAGUUGUUCGGGACUUGACUUUUGCUCCAGAUGGAAGCCUUAUUCUUGUUUCUGCUUCAAGAGACAAAACUCUCAGGGUCUGGGACCUUAAGGAUGAUGGAAACAUGAUGAAAGUCUUAAGGGGGCAUCAAAACUGGGUUUACUGCUGUGCAUUCUCUCCUGAUUCCUCCAUGUUGUGCUCUGUCGGAGCUGGAAAAGCUGUGUUUCUUUGGGAUAUGGAUAAAUAUACCAUGAUCCGUAAGCUAGAUGGGCACUACAAUGAUGUGGUUGCUUGCGAGUUCUCCCCUGAUGGAGCUUUGUUGGCAACUGCAUCUUAUGAUACCAGAGUAUAUGUCUGGGAUCCCCAUAUUGGGUCUAUACUUUUUGAAUUUGGGCACUUAUUUCCUCCACCUACACCCAUAUUUGCGGGAGGUGAUAAUGGUCGUUGGGUGAAAUCUGUCUCUUUCAGUCAUGAUGGUGUACAUAUUGCAAGCCUUGCUGAUGAUAAUUUGGUGAGGUUUUGGAGAAUUGACAAAUCUUACCCUGUUGAAGUUGCUCCUCUGAGUAAAGGACUUUGCUGUGCCUUUUCAACUGAUGGCAGUGUUCUAGCUGCUGGAACUCAGGAUGGAAAUGCAUAUUUCUGGUCAACUCCAAAGUAUGUUUCCAGCCUUCAGCACUUGUGUCGCAUGGCAAUAAGAAGAGUUAUGAAUACAAAUGAAGUCAAGAAGCUGCCUAUACCACAAAAAAUCAUGGAGUUUCUUACCUACCAAACGAUGUAGGGAACUUAAACAAAAACAUUGCAUUUGAUAACAUCAACAGCAACCCUAACUGCAUUACAAGCUUUAUGCUUUAAAUGUUACAAAUUUUCAUUGAAUAUUUAAAGUACAGUAUUUAAAAAAUGAUGCAUUUCCAUUCACUUGGAGCUUUAAAUCUGAAGUGUUUUACAUUCUCAAUGUGACAUUUGGACAGACUUUUUGUAUUACUGUGAAAUUGUAAAUAUAAAUGUAAGCUGCUAUGUGUAUUUUAUUGCUUAAAUAUGUAGACCUUUUAUAUAAGGCUUCUAUAGAAUGUCUGAAUGUUUUAAAAAUGAAUGUUAUAAACACUGUGUUGGGUUAUGUUCGAUGCGCAGUACAGGGCAGUGGGUUCUGAAGAUUAGAAUUUGCAAAGAAGGUGCAAGCAACAACAAUCACUCCCUCCUUGGUGUUUUGAUUUUUUUUUCUUUAAUGCUAAAGUAAACCUUUAGCCCUUCAUGUAUGUUAUCUAGUAACUGUAUGGGCUAUCUAUAUUGGGAUAUGGUACAGUUUUUUUUUUUGUCUUUAGAAUCUUCACUUCCUCACAACCCCCCAGUCCUGUUGCUAGUCAUCUGAGUUAUAUGACUUUGGUUAUUAAGAAUUGCACAGUUUGGUAGAUGGUGGAUGUAAGUGAUAAGUGGGUUGUUUAGAUUGCAAUGCACCAGUGUUCAGGCGAGUCUGUGCCCAGCAAUAUCUUUUCCAGGGCUAAUUUGGUUAGCUGCCAAAGAUGAGCAGUGUUCGCUGUUGCCUUCUGCUGUUUAUUUGCACUCGCAGGUUUAACGAAUGUAUGCAGUGCACAAAAUGCUGACCAUAUAUUUUUGUUGAAUUUUGCCAAAAGGUCUAUAAAUAUACUUUUUUUUGUUAAAAAAAAAAAAA